This is a messenger RNA of Monoraphidium neglectum, 1011 nucleotides long. RefSeq lists its product as hypothetical. The record is from RefSeq and is a predicted model, not a curated record. The transcript is spliced from 3 exons. The coding region runs from base 1 to 1011 and encodes 336 amino acids. NCBI's taxonomy places the organism in Eukaryota, Viridiplantae, Chlorophyta, Chlorophyceae, Sphaeropleales, Selenastraceae. Gene Ontology annotation, molecular function: metallopeptidase activity.
AUGCAGAGGCGCGUUGCAGCAGCGCUGUCACUGCUCGCGGCGCUCACCUGGCUCGCGGCGACCGCCUGCGCCUGCAGCAGCAGGGCAGGGGGGCGGGACGAUGCCGCUGCGUGGGACAGGCACAUAACCCUGCAGGGGCGGAGGCGGUCGCUGCUGUCAUUCUCUGGGCGCAGGUGCGGCGCCGUCCUGCCGCCGGCGGACGUGCUGCAGCGCGUCGAGUUCAGCGCCGCAGCGCACGCCGCCAAGGAGGCCGCGCGCGUCGCGUCGGGCGGCAGCCAGGCGCCCCGGGUGUUCAACAUCCCGACGUUCGUAUACAACGUCGUCUCGAACGACGGCACUGAGCGGGGCUUUGUGUCAGAUGCCGGCCUCAAACUGCAGAUUGCCGAGAUGAACAAGGCGUAUGCAACGGCGGUCACGCCCGACGGCGUCGAGGGCACCUCGGCGGCCCGCGCGAAGAUCACCUGGAACUUCAGCCUCCAGAACAUCACCCGCAUCAAGGCCGGCGACAUGUGCGACUCGGCGGUCGAGAAGACGGUCAAGGCGGCGAGCCGCAAGGGCGGCAGGGGCGCGCUCAACCUGUACAUAACCGACCUGUCGGCGUGCGGGCUGCUGGGGUACAGCACGUGGCCGUGGGAGCUGGAGCCCAAGGCCGGCAAGCCCAAUGCGCUGAUCAUGGACGGCGUGGUCAUACAUUUCGAGACGCUGCCCAAGGGCACCUACAAGCCGUUCAACAUGGGGCGCACCUGCAUCCACGAGACGGGCCACUGGAUGGGGCUCUACCACGUGUUCCAGAACGGCUGCAGCAAGGGCGGGGACCAGGUCGACGACACCCCCUACCAAAGUGCCCCCACAGAGGGCUGCCCCAAGAGCCGCGACUCCUGCCCCCAGCCGGGCACGGACCCGUUUUGGAACUUCAUGGACUACACGGAUGACAAGUGCAUGAAGGGCUUCACGCCGCUGCAGCACCAGCGGAUGGCCACCUUCUGGGCGCAGCACAGGGGCCGGCGGUAG